Messenger RNA from Benincasa hispida (wax gourd), 2817 nucleotides. RefSeq names its product S-locus lectin protein kinase family protein. Gene Ontology annotation, biological process: recognition of pollen; protein phosphorylation. The record is from RefSeq and is a predicted model, not a curated record. Gene Ontology annotation, molecular function: ATP binding; protein serine/threonine kinase activity. NCBI's taxonomy places the organism in Eukaryota, Viridiplantae, Streptophyta, Magnoliopsida, Cucurbitales, Cucurbitaceae.
GAUUAAACGCGUGGACAAACUUGACGCCAUAGUCAUUUGUUUAAACCUUCUCUGCUUUUUGUUUCUCUUGUCUGCAAAUUUCUCUGCAGCUAUGGAAACUAGAGACGCUAUGUGGUUGAUGCUUUAUGUUUUCUUCUUAAUCUUAUCACUCCUUUCCCAACCAUCUAUGGCAGUUGAUACCAUCUUUGUAAAUGAUUCCAUCUCUGGAGACAAAACCAUUGUUUCUUCUAAAGAGAUCUUCAAACUUGGUUUCUUCACUCCAGGUAAAUCUUCUUCUUCUUCUUCUUCUUCUUCCAAAUAUUAUAUAGGCAUUUGGUACAACAAAGUCUCUGAUCAAACGGUAGUUUGGGUUGCAAACAGAGAUACACCCAUUUCAAAUCCAUCCACUUCUGUCUUGAAAUUCCUAAAUGGUAAUUUAGUUCUCUUGAAUGAGUCAAGUUUCCCUGUUUGGUCCACUAAUAUAAGUUCUAAACCCUUUAAAUCUUUACAAGCUACCAUUCAAGAUGAUGGGAAUUUUGUACUAAAAGAUGGGUCUUCUAAUUCAUCAAAAGAUUCAGAACCCUUAUGGCAAAGUUUUGAUUUUCCAACUGAUACUUGGCUUCCUGGUAGUAAGCUUGGACGUAAUGAUAUUACUAAACAAACCCAACAUUUGACUUCAUGGAAGAACCCAGAAGAUCCUGGAUCUGGUAUUUUCUCUCUUGAACUUGAUCCUAAUGGAACCAGUGCUUAUUUCAUUAUGUGGAAUAGAACUGAACAGUAUUGGAGCAGUGGACCUUGGGUGGAUAAUAUGUUUAGUUUGGUUCCUGAGAUGAGGCUUAAUUAUAUAUAUAAUUUCAGCUUUGUAACAGCCAAUAAUGAAAGCUAUUUCACUUACUCAAUGUAUAACUCUUCUGUUAUAUCAAGGUUUGUGAUGGAUGUGUCAGGACAGGCUAAACAAUUCACUUGGUUGGAGAGUUCAAAGCAAUGGAAUUUGUUUUGGGGUCAACCAAGGCAACAAUGUGAAGUUUAUGCUCUUUGUGGAGCAUUUGGUAGUUGUACUGAAAAUUCUUCACCUAUAUGUAGUUGUGUGGAAGGGUUUGAGCCGAAGUCGAACCUUGAAUGGGAUUUGAAAGAAUAUUCUGCUGGGUGUAGACGAAAAACGAAAUUGAAAUGCGGGAAUUCGGUUUCGAAUGGCGAUGCAGAUAGAUUUUUAUUGAUGCGUUAUAUGAAGUUGCCUGAUCUUUCAGAGUCUGUGGCAGUUGGAAAUGGUGGAGAUUGUGAAUCAUUAUGCUUAGAGAAUUGUUCUUGUGUUGCUUACUCGUUUCAGAAUGGUCAAUGUGAAAUUUGGAGUGGAGAUCUCUUGGAUUUAAGGCAACUAUCACAAAGCGAUUCGGGUGCGAGACCGUUGUAUCUCAAGCUUGCAGCUUCUGAAUUCUCAAGUAGGAAGAAGAAUACAGGAACGAUUAUUGGUGUUGCUGUUGGCUCAGCUGUUGGUUUAGUAAUUGUGUUGGCUGUUUUAGUGUUUCUUGUUAUGAGAAGGAGGAGAAUUGUAGGAAAAGGAAAAACGGUGGAGGGUUCUUUAGUGGCUUUCGAGUAUAGAGAUUUGGUAAAUGCAACAAAGAAUUUCUCACAUAAACUUGGGGGAGGAGGUUUUGGUUCUGUCUUUAAAGGAUCUUUGGCCGAUUCGACAAUCGUGGCGGUGAAGAAACUCGAGAGUGUUAGCCAAGGAGAGAAGCAAUUCAGGACAGAAGUUAGCACAAUUGGGACUAUACAACAUGUUAACUUGAUUCGACUUCGUGGAUUUUGUUCUGAAGGUAGUAAGAAAUUGUUGGUAUAUGAUUACAUGCCAAAUGGUUCUUUAGAUUCUCAUAUUUUCCAUGUCAAGAAUCCUAAUAAUGUCUUGGAAUGGAAAACAAGAUAUCAAAUUGCCCUUGGGACUGCAAGAGGAUUGGCUUAUCUGCACGAGAAGUGUCGAGAGUGCAUCGUACAUUGUGACAUCAAGCCUGAAAACAUACUCUUGGAUGCUCAAUUUUGUCCUAAAGUAGCUGACUUUGGCUUGGCCAAGCUGUUUGGAAGAGAGUUCAGCAGAGUCCUAACAACUAUGAGAGGCACAAGAGGCUACCUCGCGCCGGAGUGGAUAUCAGGGGUGGCAAUAACAGCGAAAGCUGAUGUUUUUAGCUAUGGGAUGAUGCUUUUCGAGUUUGUAUCGGGAAGAAGAAAUUCAGAGCAAUCUGAAGAUGGAACAAUCAAAUUUUUCCCAAGUUUGGUUGCAAACACUAUAACUCAAGAAGGUGAUAUCCUUAACUUGUUAGACCCAAAACUACAAGGAAAUGUUGAUAUAGAAGAGCUGACAAAGGUGUGUAGAGUAGCCUGUUGGUGCAUCCAAGAUGAAGAAGUUCAAAGACCAUCAAUGAGUAAUAUUGUUCAAAUUCUUGAAGGUGUUUUGGAAGUAAACAAACCGCCGAUGCCAAGAUCUUUACUCGCGUUUAGUGACAGCCACGAGCAUCUAGUUUUCUUCACUGAAUCGUCGUCUUCGUCAUCUUCAAACCAAAAUUCCAAGACGAACUCAUCGACUCCAUCAUCUCAGACCAAAAGCAACACAUCUACAAGAAGCUCUUAGUCUUGAAACUUUGCUGGAUUCCAAGGCUUUGCUCUCUCUUUUCAUCUAAUUCAGUAUAUAUUCUGUCUCUCUGCUCUAAAAUAAAAGCAAUUUUUCAAGGAUUGUUUCCUUUUGUAACUUGUUGAUCUAUGAGGGAUCUUCAUUUGCAUUUUCACUGGAUGUCCAUAUAAUAUAUGUUCUAAAGUUUUACGUCAGAUUAAAAAAUGUUUCAUGUGUUA